Molecule: messenger RNA, 2237 nt
Organism: Parathielavia appendiculata
Lineage: Eukaryota; Fungi; Ascomycota; Sordariomycetes; Sordariales; Chaetomiaceae
Product: RCC1/BLIP-II
Exons: 1
Coding region: 131-1930 (599 amino acids)
Biological process (GO): mitochondrial respiratory chain complex III assembly
Cellular component (GO): mitochondrial inner membrane
Source: RefSeq, a predicted model, not a curated record
GGCUUCUAAGAUUCGUGAGGGUGUGUAUGCAGCCAACCAACCCGGGCGACCUCACUAUCAAGCCGCCCUCGACAACGAAGUCAUCAACAAGCAUUUGUUGGACAGAACAGGAAAUGGGAAAGAGAUAAACAUGGUCUCGCCUCUCCUCUCGCGGGCUGCCCUCGGGCGCCCGCCUUCAUCAGUCAAGGCACUCAGACUCUCGCCCACAGCUGCACCUUCGCAAUGGGUUCGCUACGCCAGCUCAGCUACCCAGAUGCCACGCCCUGGCAGACGUGCACUCGGCCUGCUGACCGUCAUGGUCGCAUCGGGAGCCGGCGCCCUUUGGGCAUAUCCGCGCUUCUUCCCCGAGUCGCAGCCGGUGGGCUCACCGCAACCCGGAAAGGCCGAGAUGGUCUUUGAAAAGCCUCGGAAGAAGGCUGCUUCCAAGGAAGAGAUAAGCUCGCAGCAUCUGCAGGUCAAGAACAGCUGGGAGCAUCCCGGCGUAUAUGCCUGGGGUUCCAAUGCCGGGAAAGUCGUUGCCCCCGACUCCAACGAGACUGUCGUCAAGACGCCGCGCCGGAUCCCUUACUUCGACGGUCAGAUCUUGCGAGAUUUGAAGCUGGACCGCAACUUUGGUGUUGCCGUCACCGAAAACGGCGACCUCGUGCAGUGGGGUGCUGCCUUCUCCAAGGAUGCUGCUGGACCCACUGUCACCCUGAAGGGCAAAGACAUCGCAAAGAUUGCCAUCUCACGGGACCGCGUCAUUGCGCUUUCGUCCAACGGAUCUGUCUAUUCCAUCCCUGUCGCCAAAGCAGACCAGGCUGUGGACGAGAAACAACCCACUAAAUCCUCCCGGCUCCCGUUCUGGAGUCCCGAAACGUCUUCCUCUACCAAUUACCGGUCGCUCAAGCCCGAGAAUCUGGGCUGGGGUGAGAAAGUUGUCGAUGUAAAGAGCGGUCUCGAGCACUGCCUGCUGCUGACCUCCAAAGGCCGCGUCUUUUCCGCCGUCUCGAGCUCCGAAGAGUUCCCCUCCAAAGGGCAGCUCGGCAUCCCAGGUCUGACCUGGCACACCCGGCCCACAGGCCCCUAUGACCAGCCCCACGAAGUCAAGGCUCUGGACGGCCGCAACAUCAAAGCCAUCGCCACGGGCGACUUCCACUCGCUGGCUCUCGACAGCCACGGCCACGUAUUCGCCUUCGGGGACAACAGCAGCGGCCAGCUGGGCUUCGAAACCGAAGUCGGCACCAGCACGGUCGACACUCCGUCUCCGCUCCCCAUCCACAAGCUCUACAGCGGAACCGACCUGGCUCCCAAGGUCACCUCCAUCGCGGCCGGCGGCAUGAACAGCUUCUUCACCGUCGACGCCACAAAGACUCACAACCAGAUCCCCGCCGAACUGGGCCGCACCACCGCCGACACCUGGGUCUGCGGCUCGGGCAUUCACGGCACCCUGGGAACCGGCAAAUGGACGCACGUCUCGCCGACCCCGACAAAGAUCAAAGCCCUGUCGAAUCUGUACGAGUACGAUGAAAACACAAACCGCAUCACGCCCAUCCGCCUGGCCCGCCUGGCGGUAGGCAGCACCCACGCCUGUGCCGUGCUGGAUAACAUCACCCAUUUGACUGCCUCAUCCUCAGCUGAGGAAACAACUAUCAAAACAGACACAAACUUUGGCGCCGACAUCCUCUGGUGGGGUGGGAACGAGCAUUACCAGCUGGGAACGGGCAAGCGCAACAAUGUGAAUGCGCCCGUGUACAUUGCUCCCCUGGAUGGGCCCAGCGCGCAGGUGCAGGGCGGCGGGGGUGAUGCUGCUGGGGUGGAGAGGCAUCGGUUACAGAUUACGCCGCGGACGACGGUUAGGUUGGGGGAGGAGGGGAAGUGGAGGAAGGUUAGUGUCGAGCAGAGGGUUGAGUGUGGGCGGUUCGUGUCUGGGAUUUAUUCGGGGGCUUGAUUAAAGGUGUACUAUAUGUUGGAUGAUCGGGAGUUGGUCUGGGGUUAUUGGAGUAAACGUUGGCUUUGGGUGUAACACGACUAUGAUAUUGGGCUGUGUAGGUGGUGUAUAUUUACUGUAUCAACAUCUUACGGGAUGUCGGAUAGGGACGGGACUAUACUACUCGACUCCUUUUCUUGUGUGUGGGUAAGAAAAUCUGGAUCACUCAUCUAGGUUGGUGGUAUCAGCGAGUCCUCGUAUACGAACCUUCCCCUUGUGAGUCAUGAACCUAGCAAGAGGGGUGAAACCAUAAAACAUCAGCCAUUGU